AUGUCCUACACACCGAGGCUAAUUAGUUAACUGCACAGUCUUCCUGUAUGUAUUUGCCAGAGAGGUUAAAGCAGCGCUCAUUCAAAUUCACUACCUUUAGUAUUUACCGGCAAUAAGGUGAUUCACGUUUGAAAAAGGUCGGACACUCGCAAUCAUUAAUGUUAAGAGCAGUUCAUUGCGACCCUGAAUUCGGACUUCGUUAGUAGUAUUUAGGCUAAGCUACAUGUUAACACCACCCAGACCUUAAGGGGUCUCUCUCUGUGCAGCUGGCACAGCUGAUUAACUUAACGCAAUAGCGGACUUUUCUCAGGUUGCAACGAUCCUGUCUUUGCAAAGAUGUCGUGGUUCAAUCACGUCAGUCAGGGCUUAAAUCAGCAGCAACCGCAUCCCAUUGACGGCGGAAGACUCGCAGCCACAGACGUGCUCAACUCCAGGCUCAGGGGUCCAGCAGAGGGAUCCCCGACCAUGGCAACACAUCACUGGACCGGAAGCACGACCCCGAGCCCCGGUGACUUUCCACCGGCUCCGCAGGGUGUAUACAGCCCUCCCAGCCUUGGGAACCUGUCCUGCGCUCCUCCGAGUGCGGGUCGGCUCAGAGAGCCGGAGCCCAUCUCCUAUGUGAGCCUCCAGGAGCAGCGGUGCGUCCUGAGCUGGUUCCAGGGCUGGAACGCCGCUCAGAGGGAGCGGUUCUUGCAGGACCUUCUGGGGAAAGCUGUACCUGGGAAAGUGUGCACCCUCCUGGAUUCCCUCAGCACUCUCGAGGUUAAAGACAGGCUACCAAACAUCUACGAAUGCCAGCUGCGCUUGUGGAGUCAGUGGUUUGAGUCUUGGGGAGAGGAGGAGAGGAAUCAUUUCCUGCAUAUACUGGAAGAGCAGGACCCUGUUUUUGUGGGACACUUUUACAGGAGCGUAGCCGGUACAUCAGGACGAGACUGACUAAUGCUUGUAUUGUGAUGGAAAAGGAGGGGUUAUAAUGACAAUUGUUAAAAGAGCGGAUGUUUGUUUGGAAAUGUGUACUGAAACAGAGGUGGGUCUCUUGAGAGAAAUGUCUGUGUAAUUGUGAUUGGAUUUAUUGUUGCAGAUAAAACAUUUCAUUAUAAGAACCCAUUCAA
Gasterosteus aculeatus aculeatus (three-spined stickleback) is the source of this 1112-nucleotide messenger RNA. RefSeq names its product chromosome 3 C14orf119 homolog (gene c3h14orf119). NCBI's taxonomy places the organism in Eukaryota, Metazoa, Chordata, Actinopteri, Perciformes, Gasterosteidae. The record is from RefSeq and is a predicted model, not a curated record.